Molecule: messenger RNA, 2025 nt
Organism: Pseudogymnoascus verrucosus
Lineage: Eukaryota; Fungi; Ascomycota; Leotiomycetes; Thelebolales; Thelebolaceae
Exons: 2
Coding region: 222-1886 (554 amino acids)
Biological process (GO): carbohydrate transport; transmembrane transport
Cellular component (GO): membrane
Molecular function (GO): carbohydrate:proton symporter activity
Source: RefSeq, a predicted model, not a curated record
AGAUAUCCGAACUCACGACUGUUUUAGUCUCAUUCAAUCUAAGCGGCCUUCCCCAACUAUGGGGACCCCACAGUCUCAAAAUGAUAUAAGAAUUGAUAGUCUCACUUAUCUGCCACGACAACUUUAUCAUCUUCUACCUGCCACACCUUCCUUACUUCUAUAUAUGCAUGAAAAAAACAACUUAUCAACAGAGCCAAAUAGGUAUCUAAUCUCUGUCCGCCAUGUCCAUAGACAAGAAGCUCGACUCGGAUACUGUGACGCCUGAAGAAAGGGUCCAAAGCGAGCAUGUGGAACGCUCCGAGAACAAGACCAUGACCGACCUGGAGGCUGAUGAUAUCUUCGCCGAGAACUUGGCGUAUGGGCCAAACGGCAUCCGUGGGCUGAUUGGCAACUCAUACGUCUUCGGUGCCGCCUUCCUCGCCUCGCUGGGCGGCUUCUCCUUCGGCUACGACCAGGGCGUCAUCUCGAUUAUCAACGUUAUGGAACAGUUCCAAGACGCCUUCCCCCAGACGAAGACUGCGUUUGGCACUAGCCUCAUGACUGCCAUGCUGCUGCUCGGCGCUUUUAUAGGCUGCAUCUUCAUGCCGUACCUGGCUGACAGGAUCUCGCGUAAGUGGGCCCUGACCGUUGUGGUUAUUAUAUUCGACAUCGGCGCCAUCAUCCAGACCGCGGCUCAGAGCUACAGUGCCCUGGUUGUUGGAAGAGCUAUUGGAGGUAUUGGAGUUGGUACGCUUGCAAUGGGCGCGCCGCUAUACAUCUCUGAGAUCUCUCCGCCAAAUCUACGAGGAACACUUCUCGUGCUCGAGUCCAUCUCCAUUGUGUCUGGCGUCGUCAUUGCAUUCUGGAUCACCUACGGUACACGAUUCAUCUCCAGCGAAGUCUCGUUUAGGCUCCCCCUGGGAUUGCAAAUGCUCUGCGCCACAUUUCUAGGUGUUGCUAUCCACCUCUUCCCUUACUCGCCCCGAUGGCUCGCUCUCGUCGGCCGCAACGAAGAAUGCCUAACCAGUCUAUCAAAGCUGCGGCGUCUGCCCCCUUCCGACAGCCGCGUCCAAAAGGAGUUCAAGGGCAUCGUCGCCGAGGUCGAAUUCAAUAAGAUGGUCUUGGCACAAAGACACCCGGGAACUGGCUCUUUCAAGCUUGAGGUGCUCUCGUGGCUUGAUCUUUUCGACCGCAAGAUGUGGCGCAGAACCGUGGUGGGCUGCGGAGUCUGCUUCUUCCAGCAGUUUUCUGGCAUCAACGCUUUCAUCUACUACGCACCCACCCUUUUCCAAUCUAUAGGGCAGUCGCCCGAGAUGGCGCUUACUCUAUCGGGAGUCUUUAAUGUAUUGCAGCUUGUCGCUGUCGGAGUCUGCUUCGUUGUCAUCGAUAAGGUGGGACGAAGGCCACUUGCCAUCGUGGGAGGGUUUGGCUCCUGCAUCUGCUACGUCGUCAUUGCUGCUAUUGCUGGAGUCUACUCAAAGAACUGGUCAGCAAACCCGGCUGCUGGCUGGGCAGCAGUCGCCAUGGCCUUCUGCUUCAUUAUGGUUUAUGGCGUUUCCUACUCGCCCUUGGGGUGGAGCCUGCCCCCGGAGGUGUUCCCAAAUUCUAAGCGCGCGAAGGGUGUGGCUCUUUCUGUGUGCGUUAACUGGCUUUCCAACUUCACCGUUGGAAUCGCCACCCCUCCCAUGCUUGAAACUAUUGGUUACGGGACCUAUAUUUUUUUCGCCUUUUUCUGUGGUCUUUCCGGUCUCUGGGCGUUGCUUCUCGUCCCGGAGACAAAGGGCAAGACUCUAGAACAGAUGGACAUCAUGUUUGGGGAUAAAAGCGGGCAGGAAGAGAAGGAUUUCAUGAGGAUUGCAGCCGCUUCGGCUGAGCAGACCCUUAUGGGCCAGAUACAGCAUGUAUGAAGUUGCUAGGUCUAGACAGACAUUCGCUGUAUUCUUUAGGCUCACAAACAACUAUAUGUCAUAUAUAGCGGAUAGAGUUGAGUUAUCUGAGGGGUUUGAACUUUUGGCAGGCCAAGUUUUCUCUGUUACACAAUAUAGC